AAACCUUUUCCGCUUUAACCGCAACUUUAACUUUUCUGCGCUGUUUUAUUUCAAAACAAACGCUAUUUAGUUCGGUAAUUAUUUUUCAAUUAAAAGGGUUUGAUUAGGUGAAAAACUACUUACAGCUCCAAGAUGAUGAGUUAUAGUUCUCGGCUAUCAACGCCACAUUAUGAGAGAAUAAAUAAAGAAGCUCAAAAAGUACCUAAUGAGUGGAAGAAGAAAGUCAAAUCAGAAUAUAUGAAACUCAGGCAACUAAAGAGAUUCCGCAGAAAUGAUGAAAUUAAAUCUGUCUAUCUUGCCAACCGACGUUAUAUCUCUGAAAAAGUAGUUUUGAUGGAAAAUUACAUCCAAGAAACCAAUGCUGUAUCAGUAUUUCCAACUGAUUUACCUGAGCAUUAUCCUGUUAUGAAGAAGUGUGAAGUGAAACUACCUGAUGGGUCUGUUCAGUCUACUCCACUACGUGUCAUGUAUGCCGUUACUCCAAUUCCUACGAUGUACACUUGGGCACCUAUUCAGCAAAACUUCAUGGUUGAAGACGAAACUGUUUUGCAUAACAUCCCUUACAUGGGAGAUGAAGUGUUAGAUCAGGAUGGUUCUUUCAUUGAAGAAUUGUUGAAGAACUAUGAUGGAAAAGUUCAUGGUGAUAAAGAGUGCGGUUUUAUCAAUGAUGACAUUUUUGUGGAUUUGGUACAGACAUUGGUCACCCAAUUAGAUGCUAAAAGCAUAAAAAGUGAGGUCGAAGAAAAUCCUGGAAAAAAUUCUCCUGGACGCAAUAAGAAACCCACCCGCACACCAUCAUGGACUGCACCAAGUACUUCACCUCAUGAAAAGCAACCUAUUCCUGAACAAUAUGACAUUAUAUUUGCUGCCAUAUCAGCUGUAUUUCCAGACAAGGGUGCUCCUGAACAACUUAAACAAAGAUAUCGUGAACUUGUGGAUAAAAAAGAUUCUAACUCAUCAUUGCCUGAAUGUACACCCAAUUUGGAUGGACCUGGCGCUCAGUCCGUUAUAAGAGAGCAGAGCAUGCAUUCCUUUCACACUUUGUUUUGUCGGAGAUGUUUCAAAUAUGAUUGUUUUCUACAUCCUUUUCAUCCAUCACCAAGUCAGUUCAAACAUAAAAAAUGUGAUAUGAAACCAGAUUCUCAGCCAUGUGGAUAUCAAUGUUAUCUUCAUUUGGAUAUGGUGCAGGAAAAACUUCGAGAAAAAUUGCGUGAGGAAAAAGAGCAGAAUGAGCGUCGCAAGAUGAUGAAACAAAUGUCUGUUGAUAGUGGUAAUGAAGCUAGCAGUGAAGAUAGUAAUGACAGCUUGAGGAGCUCGAGGAAAAGAAUCAUUCCUGAACGUGAAAAUAAUGAAGGAAACUUCAAUAUCCUUAACCACACCAUAUCAAGUAAAUCAAAUUUAAAGGAUCUUGAAACAACUUGGUCUGGAGCUGAACAAUCAUUGUUUAGAGUUCUAUGGAAAGUUUUUAUAGGCAAUUAUUGCGCUAUUGCCCAAAUGCUACGAGAUAAGACCUGUGCUCAGACUUAUGCUUUUGCUCAGAAAGAGCUUGCUGAUUACCACCCAGAAGAAAACACUUUAGAUAAUACACCACCUCGAAAGAAGAAGAAGAAACAGAGACUGUGGUCGAUGCAUUGCCGUAAAAUACAUUUUAAAAAGGACUCUUCUUCUAACCAUGUAUAUAAUUACACCCCAUGUGAUCAUCCUGGUCAACCUUGUGAUUUGUCAUGUCCAUGUGUUAUGGCUCAGAAUUUUUGUGAAAAAUUUUGCCAUUGUAGCUCUGAUUGCCAGCAAAGAUUUCCAGGCUGUCGGUGUAAAGCUCAGUGUAACACUAAACAAUGCCCUUGUUAUUUAGCCGUCAGAGAAUGUGACCCCGACUUAUGUCAGACUUGUGGCUCUGAUCAGUUUGAUGUUCGAAACAUAUCAUGUAGAAAUGUUUCUGUUCAGAGAGGAUUAAGAAAACAUCUUUUAAUGGCUCCAUCAGAUGUUGCUGGAUGGGGAAUAUUCUUGAAAGAUACUGCCCAAAAGAAUGAAUUUAUAUCUGAAUAUUGUGGAGAGAUAAUAUCUCAAGAUGAAGCAGACAGAAGAGGAAAAGUUUAUGACAAAUACAUGUGCUCCUUUUUGUUUAACUUAAAUAAUGACUUUGUGGUUGAUGCUACACGUAAAGGAAAUAAAAUACGUUUUGCUAACCACUCCAUCAAUCCUAACUGUUAUGCUAAAGUUAUGAUGGUAAAUGGUGACCACCGUAUUGGUAUAUUUGCUAAAAGAGCCAUCCAAACUGGGGAAGAACUUUUCUUUGAUUACAGGUAUGGUCCUACAGAACAGUUGAAAUUCGUGGGAAUAGAGAGAGAAUGUGAAUUUCAGUAACAUUUGAAGAAAUGCAUUGUGGAAGUUGAGUUUGAUAACUGCCUUGUUGUGUUGUAAUUUUUCAUCAUUCAUUGGCAAUUAAAAUAUGUACUGAAAUGUUCAUAAACUCUGUAGAAAACUCUUUGAGAAAGUUCUUGUGCAACUGUUCAUGGUAUAUAAAACAAAAGUUCAUGUGUUAAAAUGUAGGACUUCAACAAAUAAAAAGUUAUUCUUAAAACUAUUUCAUUUAAUGCAAAACAAAAGUUUGUUAAUAAUUCAAUGAAAUGUCAAACUUCAGUAAAAAGACUAAAGUUUGCAAAAAUCACUUUUGUUUAUUUUAUUAUUGUGCUGGUGGACUUUUUAAGAAACUCACUGUUUUUUAUUAUUGUUAACAAACUCUAAAUAAUAUUUGUAGUGAAGUCACUAUUGUAAUGUCAUUAAAUUGUAAAUAGAGUAAUGUUAUUGCUAUAAUUUAUAAUUUGACUGUGUUAGUUUUUUUACCUGUUGCUGUCGACAUAUCAUACUAUAAUCCGCUGACACUCUUUGUAACAACCUGAGCCAUCUAAACAAAAAAUGAGCAUAAUUGCUACUAUUUGUUAAUUUGUAAAGAGGAUUUAGACAUUUAUCAAAUCAGAUUUUUGUUGUAUGAGUUAUUGGAAAGGCUUCAUGUAAUGUGGUCAUAUUAAAAAACGCACCAUAGCUUCUAAUUCCAGCAGAUUUUUUUUAAAGGUUUUAUUUUAAUAUUUGAGAUGAUAGAUUGAUUUCUCAAUUACGAUUUUUAAUUUCACUACUACUUGGGAAAAUCAUUCUUUUAAAAAAGGCAGAAAUCGAGUGGUAUUAUUUUAACAGACACACAAACAGUCAAUACAUUUUUUAUAAUCAUUUUUGACGUUUAAACAAAAAAUAUUAGAAUUAGGAAACUGUGUAUUUACGUUAUAUCUUGGUGUAUAAUUCGGACACCUAAUUUUUUUAAGAUGGCAAAUUUCUGGUAUGUCAGGUGUGUAAGUCUACAAGCUGAAAAAAUCGGAAGGUGAAAAUUCUAAACUUUGAAAACUUAAUAAAAAUUUCUAACUCCACAAAAUUUUAAGUUAAUGUUAAAGUCAAAUGUUAUUUUAAGUUGAAAGUUAUUGUGUUUGCUAGUUAAAACAAUAGCUACAAUGCCUCAAGGAAAUUUGGCAUAGGUGUAAAGCUUGUGAGAGAUUA
This is a messenger RNA of Parasteatoda tepidariorum (common house spider), 3546 nucleotides long. It is a transcript of the gene E(z), whose product is annotated as histone-lysine N-methyltransferase E(z). Gene Ontology annotation, cellular component: nucleus; ESC/E(Z) complex. The record is from RefSeq and is a predicted model, not a curated record. Gene Ontology annotation, molecular function: chromatin binding; protein binding; histone H3K27 methyltransferase activity. NCBI's taxonomy places the organism in Eukaryota, Metazoa, Arthropoda, Arachnida, Araneae, Theridiidae. Gene Ontology annotation, biological process: heterochromatin formation.